Molecule: messenger RNA, 1125 nt
Organism: Diospyros lotus (date-plum)
Lineage: Eukaryota; Viridiplantae; Streptophyta; Magnoliopsida; Ericales; Ebenaceae
Product: F-box protein VBF-like
Exons: 3
Coding region: 134-958 (274 amino acids)
Molecular function (GO): protein binding
Source: RefSeq, a predicted model, not a curated record
AGUCCACGGCCUUUUUUUUAUCUAUAUUACCACCCAUAUGCAGAACAUCCAAGAACGAACAAGCGAGGCCUAGGCUGAAUCUUCAAGCUCUGUUUGGUUACGCCAAUAUAUUUUUCCAUUUCUGGAAUUUGACAUGCUGCCGGAGGACUGCGUUUCUACGAUUCUCUCGCUCACCUCGCCGCCCGAUGCGUCGAGGUCGGCCCUGGUGUCCGCCGCCUUCCGAUCGGCGGCGGAUUCCGACGUGGUCUGGGAGAGAUUUCUGCCGCCCGAUUACCGGAAGAUCGUUGCAGCAUCAGUGACUCCCAUGGAGUUCUCUUCCAAGAAGGAGCUGUUUUUUCGUCUCUGCAACCCAGCUUUCAUUGAUGGCGGCAACAAGAUGGUCAAACUGGACAAACUAUCCGGCAAGAAAUAUUAUAUGCUAUCUGCCAGGGAGCUUUCAAUUUCACAGAGCAAUGAGCCAUCAAGUUGGAGCUGGAAAUCCAUGCCUGAAUCAAGGUUUGAAAGUGUGGCCGUGCUAAUAACAGCGAGCAGGAUAGAGAUCAAGAGCAGCAUAAGAACGCGAAUUUUGUCGCCGAACACGAACUACGGAGCGUACCUUAUAGUAAAAAUCUCCGAAACAUCUUAUGGACUCGAUUCGAUACCGUCGGAGAUCUCCAUCCAAGCAGGUAGUUCUCAAUCUUACGGCACCGCCUUCCUGUCUCGCCCUAGCAAGAACAAAUUGCAGAUGGAGAGCCUGUUUUACUCUAACAGGAUGCAUAUGCUGAGGCAGAGAGUGGAGAGAGGAGACGAGAAAGCGCCGCGCGAGAGAGACGACGGAUGGACGGAGAUUGAGCUCGGAGAGUUCUUCAGUGGCGAGGGCGACGACGAAGUGAAGACGAGUUUGAGGGAAGUGAAGGGCGGCCAUUUGAAGGGAGGUUUUAUUGUUGAAGGCAUUGAGCUGCGGCCGAAAUCCGGGUGAAGGGAAGGACGGUUCCAGGAUUUUUUCCUUUUUUAUUAUAUUUUUUUAUUUUUUACUAAUGUACGUAAAAGAAAACUCGUGUAAGAUGAUCUGAUCAGGAGCUUGUUUGGCGGUGUUGAAGGAGAAAAGUAAUAUUUUUGGUAACAAAAUGUUUUUAUGCAUGUCUU